AUGGCACGCACCAAGACUUCGAUAACUGCAGACAACAACCAAACGCCCAUAACCCUGCCUGUCUCCUCCCUACCCGCGCCUUCAACCUUCAACGACUCGAAGCCUCUACCAAAAAUGAUCGUCUUCGACCUCGACUACACGCUAUGGCCAUUUUGGGUCGACACGCACAUUUCCGGUCCGCUUAAGGCCACGAAGGAUGGCCUAACAGUGAAAGACCGCUACGGCGAAUCAUGCGGGUUCUACAACGACGUCGCCUCAAUCCUCUACCACAUCAAAGCAAAGGGCAUAGUCUUAGGAGCCGCGUCACGGACAUGCGCGCCGGAUUUGGCGAGGGAGAUGUUGAGCAUGCUGCGGACACCAAAGGAGGAGCAGGACGAGGGCAGCAAGGCGAGGACGGCGAUCAGUCUGUUUGAUCAUUUGGAGAUAUAUCCGGGGGAUAAGAGGACGCAUUUUGGAAAGUUGCAGAAGAAGAGUGGACUGGAGUAUGAAGAGAUGUUGUUCUUUGAUGAUGAGAGUCGGAACAAGAAUGUUGAAGAGUUGGGGGUGGUGAUGCAGUUGGUGAGGGAUGGGGUGACGAGGGCGGAGAUUGAUCGAGGAGUUGAGGCAUGGAGGAAGAGGAAUGGGAGAGUGGAGAAAUGA
Messenger RNA from Fulvia fulva, 639 nucleotides. RefSeq names its product Putative magnesium-dependent phosphatase. The transcript has a single exon. Gene Ontology annotation, molecular function: acid phosphatase activity. Lineage: Eukaryota; Fungi; Ascomycota; Dothideomycetes; Mycosphaerellales; Mycosphaerellaceae. The coding region runs from base 1 to 639 and encodes 212 amino acids. The record is from RefSeq and is a predicted model, not a curated record.